This is a messenger RNA of Aspergillus terreus NIH2624, 2007 nucleotides long. RefSeq lists its product as uncharacterized. The record is from RefSeq and is a predicted model, not a curated record. The transcript has a single exon. The coding region runs from base 1 to 2007 and encodes 668 amino acids. Lineage: Eukaryota; Fungi; Ascomycota; Eurotiomycetes; Eurotiales; Aspergillaceae.
AUGGCCGAAGAAACCCAGGUCCUCACCAUUCAACAGCGCAUCGCGGCCUUGAAUCAAGCCCAGGCUGCGCAAAGCCCCGACUCCGCCGCGUCGCCGUUCCUGACUUCCUCCAAGCCGACCCCGUUGGCUUCGCGUCCUGCUCCUCGCGCCCAACCUGCCAACAACCAUCCGGUGAAUACGUCCGCUAACAAUGAACCCGAGAAGUCACAGCCACGUCCCGUGCCUCGUGCCCCAUCGACCACCCAGAUCAGCGUCCAGAAACCUAAGGUGCCCCCGCCUUUACCGGCCCGAGCUCCAGCCCUACCCCCGCGCAGGCCGUCCGAACUCUCGCGCAAGAACUCCCUAGAAUCUGUCGCAUCAGAUGCGUCACGCUCAACAUCUACCAGCGCUGGAAGAACCACCGGAACAUCGUCGAGUUCCGUCACCUCGGGUGCGUCUUAUGGAAUCCGCGCGCCGGCAUGGGGCGAGGCAGAGCUUCCCGCUCUCCCUCCCAGGAGACAAGAUAUCAAGCCCCCUCCAAGACCAAAGACAACCGCGACAAAUAGCACGAGAAGCGUCUCCCAGUCUCGGCCACCGCUACCUUCCCGCCGCGAGUCGACCAACAGCGUCUCUACCAAUGAUUCCGCCAGCUCUCGGCCACCGCCUCCUUUGCCUUCGCGGGGGAAGUCUCCCGCUCCCCCUUCGUCGUCCAGGAAGCUUCCUCCGCCGCCGCCCUCCAACACGGCAUGGGAGAAGCUCCAGAAAUCCGGGUUCGCAUCAAUCAACAAGAAGAGCGCCGAAAGCACAAACAAUACACCGCAUUCCAACCCGAACGGAACACCACCGCCGGUUCCCUUGGCAUCCCGACCGGAUCUCUCCAAGAUCCAGGCCACCAAGCCGCGUCUAUAUUCUUCCAGCCCCCCGGCCACCGUCCCGAACACAGUCUGUCUGAAAUGCCGGGAUUUUACGGGACCAGACACUCACGCGGCUCGGUACCCACGACAGUCUCUUCCGACGCACGACCUGGCCUGGCUGGCACGCGAGCUGACGGCGCCGUUUCCGUCGUUGACCGACAAAGCCCGCGCCAUCUUCACAUGGCUGCAUCAUAAUAUAGAGUACGACGUACACGCAUUCUUUAAUCACUGCAUACAACCGUCGACCCCGGCCUCGACGCUCGCGUCGGGACUGGCAGUCUGCGAAGGAUACGCGAAGCUAUACGCUACACUGGCUACCCACGCGGGGCUGGAAGCCCUUGUAAUUUCCGGCCACGGCAAAGGCUACGGCUACACUGAACCUGCUCCUGGUGCCGCCGUCCCCCCGCGACGGCCAGACGGCCAUGCGUGGAACGUGGUGCGGAUCGACCACGGGCAAUGGAAGUUGCUUGACGCCUGUUGGGGAGCGGGCUCCGUCCAGGGCGCCGGACAGCCCUACCAGAAGGGGUUCAACCCGGCGAUGUUCACCGAUACCAACGACGAGUUCGGUCUGCGGCACUUCCCCGCCAACCCCGGGCAGUUUUACCGUGACGACGGUCGUCCCGAGAUCAGCUGGGAGGAGUACAUCCUGGGCAACCCGAACUCGCCGCUAUGCGCUGAGCAGCCACAUACUUUUAGCGACGCGGAUAAACACUCCAUCGGUAAACGAUCCUUCCUCCCGGCGGCCAAGCGGAUUGCCGUGUCGCAGCCGGGCCCGAUACGCUUCCAGUUCGGGCUCGUCUGCGAGCACUGGACGCUAGAGCACCACACUCGGGCCAAGCCGGGGUUGUUUCUGCUGAUGAUCCACGGGGUGGAUGGCCGCCAGGACGACCGGCUGCCCUUGACUCAUUUCCCGGGGUCGGGUCCUGCCGGUGGCGGCGCUCUCUGGUAUGUGGAUGUGCCGAGUGCGCGGAUGCUGGGCGCCCCGGGCCAGAAGGUGCAGCUGGCGGUGUUGACCACAAUCGGGGACAUCCAGGAUGCCCGCGGGGUGACUGCGGAGGAAUAUCGGCGACAGGUAGCCGAGUGGGGAUGUCGUGGGGCGUAUAUUGCGGAGUAG